Malurus melanocephalus (red-backed fairy wren) is the source of this 4022-nucleotide messenger RNA. It is a transcript of the gene SREBF1, whose product is annotated as sterol regulatory element binding transcription factor 1. The transcript has 17 exons. The coding region runs from base 284 to 3220 and encodes 978 amino acids. Gene Ontology annotation, biological process: regulation of transcription by RNA polymerase II. The record is from RefSeq and is a predicted model, not a curated record. NCBI's taxonomy places the organism in Eukaryota, Metazoa, Chordata, Aves, Passeriformes, Maluridae. Gene Ontology annotation, cellular component: nucleus. Gene Ontology annotation, molecular function: protein dimerization activity; RNA polymerase II cis-regulatory region sequence-specific DNA binding; DNA-binding transcription factor activity, RNA polymerase II-specific.
CUCGGUGCCGCCGCGGGUCCCGGUGCGGCGGGGCGGUGCGGGGAGGCGGCGCUGGGCGGGCCCCGGUGGCGGACCCGCCUCCAUCCAUCCCCCCCGCCCUCCCCGCCCGGUGGCAGCUCCGGGCACGGUUCGCGGGAGCAACUUGGCGGCUCGUCCCCGUGGUGCCUGUGCCCGGGCCAGCGCGGCCAUGGCGGGCGGGCGGCCCCGCUGCCGCUAGAGCCGCCCGAGCCACCGGAGCCACCGAGAGCCACCGGAGCCACCGGGAGCCACCGGAGCCGCCGGGAUGAGCGCUCUCGCCUUCGACGACGCGGCCCUGGAGGGGCUGGCACCGUCCCUCGGCCUCUCCGGGGCCAGCGACAUCGACACGGCCCUGCUCAGCGACAUCGACGACAUGCUGCAGCUCAUCAACACGCCGGACAAUGACUUCUCGGGGCUGUUCGACUCACCGUUCAGUGCCCCGSACAGCGCCGUGCCCCCGGGGCUCCCCUCCACGCCGGGCACCCUCAACACCUUCCUGGGUCCCAGCAAACCGCCGCCCCCCGCCGCCCCCACCGGUAGCGCCUACGCGGGGCCCCCCGGCAUGGCCACGUUCGGCCCGCAGCCCCCGGCCCCGCUCCUGCCGGCGCCAGCGCUGGGUGUCAAGGAGGAGCCGCCCGUGGUGCCCAGCAGCCAGCCCCAGCCCCAGCCCCAGGUGGUGGACACGGAGAAGCUGCCCAUCAACCGGCUGGCGCCCAGCGGGAAGCCGGUGCUGGUGCAGAGCCGGGGCGAGAAGCGCACGGCCCACAACGCCAUCGAGAAGCGCUACCGCUCCUCCAUCAACGACAAGAUCGUGGAGCUCAAGGACCUGGUGGUGGGCACCGAGGCCAAGCUCAACAAGUCGGCGAUCCUGAGGAAGGCCAUCGAGUACAUUCGCUUCCUGCAGCAGAGCAACCAGAAGCUGAAGCAGGAGAACCUGGCCCUGAAGCUGGCYGUGCAGAAGAACCAGCCCGCCAAGGACCAGGGGACCCCCUGCAGCCGGGGRGCUAAGGCAGAGGUGCCCAUGGAGGUGGUGAAGACGGAGGUGAUGGAGAUGCUGACCCCACCACCCUCAGAUGUGGGCUCACCGUCCCACAGCAGCCCACCCUCGCUCAGCGGCGGCAGCAGCAACAGCAGCAGCGACUCCGAGCCUGAGAGCCCCCUCUGUGCCCACGGCAAGGUGAAGCAGGAGCACCCCCCGCCCUCGCCCAGCAGCCAGGGAAUGCUGGACCGCUCCCGCAUGGCCCUCUGCACCUUCGUCUUCCUCUGCCUCUCCUUCAACCCCCUGGCCUCGCUGCUCCGKGGUUCUGGUUCUUCAGCCCCUCUGGGGAGCCAGGACACUGCUGGUCCUGGCAGGAGCAUCAUGGCUCAGUCUGGCACUUUGGAGGAGCCCUGGGGGUGGACGCAGUGGCUGUGGCCCACUCUGGCCUUCUGGGCGCUGAACGCGGCGCUGGUGCUGGGUGCGGUGGUGCGGCUCUUCGUSUGCGGGGAGCCCGUCACCCGCCCCCACUCCGAGCCCUCCAUCCUCUUCUGGCGGCACCGCCGGCAGGCUGACCUCGACCUGGACCGGGGAGACUUCGCGCAGGGGGCUCAGCACCUGCGGACGGCGCUCGGGGCGCUGGGSCGGCCGCUGCCCGCCUCCCACGGGGACCUGGCCUGCAGCCUGCUCUGGACGCUGCUGCGCCACCUGCUCCAGCGCCUCUGGGUGGGUCGCUGGCUGGCUGCCCGCGCUGGGGGACUGCGCCCGGACCCCCCGCCCGCCGCCCACGUCCGCCAGAGCGCCCGCGACGCUGCCAUGGCUUAUCACCGCCUGCACCAGCUGCACCUCGCCGGGAAGCAGGCUGGGGGGCACCUGCUGGCCAUCAACCUGGCRCUGAGCGCCGUCAACCUGGCUGAGUGCGCCGGUGACGCCAUCUCCGUGGCGGCGCUGGCCGAGAUCUACGUGGCAGCUGCCCUGCGCAUCAAGGCCAGCCUGCACCGCUGCUUCCACUUCUUGGCGCGCCCCUUCCUCUGCAGCGCCCGGCGUGUGGCCCUGUCCCACGGUGGGGCCGUGCCCCCCGCCAUGCAGUGGCUCUGCCACCCCUUGGGCCACCGCUUCUUCGUCGACGGGGACUGGGCGGUCAAGGGUGUCCUCAGGGAGACCAUCUACAGCUCUGCUGGCAACCCAGUGGACCCRCUGGCACAGGUGACACAGCUGUUCCGUGAGCACCUCCUGGAGAAGGCGCUGUGCUGCGUGGCCAUGCCUGAGCCCGGCCGUCCCGCUGCCCAGGGAGAGGGGCGGUUCUCUGACGCUCUCGAGUACCUUCAGCUGCUCAAUGGCUGCUCCGAUGUCAGCGGCACUCCUGGCCCCGUGCCCUCCAUCACCUCCGGCUUGGCGGCUGUCACAGGCACUGACCCCGUGUCCAAGUGGUGGGCGUCCUUCAUUGGCAUCGUUAUCCACUGGCUGCAGGGAGAUGAGGAGGGGGCUGAGCGCCUCUACCCGCUGGUGGAGACCAUGCCCCGGGCACUGCARAGYUCUGAGAAGCCCCUUCCCCGYGCUGCCCUGCACUCCUUCCGAGCUGUCCGUACCUUGCUGAGCAAACAGGACGGGAGCCAGGCCACGCUGACCCACUGUGAGAAGGCCAGCAGCUGCCUGCGGGAGAGCCUGGAGCUGGGCAGUCCCCCCAAGGGCACCAUCGACAAGGCGGUGCAGUUCCUGCUCUGUGACCUGCUCCUGGUCACCCGCACCAACCUGUGGCAGCAGCAGAUGGGCGCCAGCCAGCAGCGCAGCUGCCUCUACCAGGCGUCCGCCCUGGAGCUCCGCGGCUUCCAGCAGGACCUGAGCAGCCUGCGGCGCCUGGCACAGACCCUGCGCCCCGCCAUGCGCCGGGUGUUCCUGCACGAAGCCACCGCCAGGCUGAUGGCCCGGGCCAGCCCCACGCGCACCCACCAGCUGCUGGACCGCAGCCUGCGGAGGAGAGGGGUGCAGGGCAGCAAAACAGCUGGAGAGCCCGAGAGCCACCCCACACCACGGGAACACGCCGAGGCGCUGCUGCUGGCCUGCUGCUACCUCCCGCCCAGCUUCCUGGCGGGCCCGGGCCAGCGCGUGGGGAUGCUGGCCGAGGCAGCCCGCACGCUGGACAAGCUGGGUGACCGCCGGACGCUGCACGACUGCCAGCAGAUGAUCAUCAAGCUGGGCAGCGGCACCACUGUCACGUCAGGAUAGGUGGGGAAGGGGCCGCCAGCCCCCUGCCACCCCCGUGGGUGCGGGAUGUGGGACGGCGGGAGGCCGUGCCUCAGUUUCCCCGCAGGAUGGUGUCAGGGAGCGGUUCUGGAGGUGAAGGGGUGGGUGGGGAGGGGUCGGGUGAUAGCCGAUGUGGGUGCGGGGUGGAGGUUGCAGCGUGGGGUGCCUCGGGUGGGCUCCCCCCCCACGGCCGUGUCCGUGUCCCCAGCCCGCGUGGGGGACGGGGCGAGGGGCCCUCUAGUGACACUGUCACAGUAUUGCAGGGCACCGGCACGCGCGGCAGCGACCCCCGGUGCCACCAGAACCCCCCCAGUGCCACCUGCGUCCCCCCGGUGUCACCUGUACCCCUCAGUGCACACGCUGGGGGCCCCUUCUGGGGGACUCUGCCCGGCCCCCCGUGGGUCCCGCUGUUGUAGGAACAACAGUCCCCUUGGGUUCGGGGCUUGGUUUUGGAGGUUUGGCCCCACGGCAGCAGUGCAGUGCCCCCUCCUCAGCCAUGCCCACGGAAGGCAGGAGGGGACCCCCACCCCGUUCCCCCCACCAGCACUGAUCCCCCCCAUUAAGAGCUGCCACCACCCCGGAGCAUGGACAGAUUUYGGGAGAAGGGAUGGCACGGGGUGGCACGGGGCUCCCGGGGGGCUGGUGGGUGCCCCUGUGUCCUUGCUUCACCCCCUCUUGUACAUAGACCCCUCCCCUCGCCUCCCCCCACUCCCCUUUUCCCUUUUUAAACGGUAUUUUCAUAGUUGGAGAGUUUUGUACAGACAAUUAAAGCUGAUUAUUUAUA